AUGGGGGGGCAAAAUCCAAAACAACACCCACUUGACAAUACAACCUCUCACAAUGUAAAUAAUAAUUUUUCACAACCAACAAAAUCACAACAGCAACAGCCACAACAUCAACAACAGCAACAUCAACAACAGCAACACCAACAACAACAAUACCAACAAAACCAACCACAACAACACCAACAACAACAACAACAACCACCACAAAUAAAACAACCACAACAAGAAUACCAAUCAUUUAUUGCAAAACCUGUUGCAAGAAGAGGACUUUCACAAUCACCAGAAUUCUCAAUUUCCCCACCCUUUGAUAUUCCCAGAAAUAUAACAAGAUCACCCACACCAAUACUAUUAGAUGGUAAUAAUACCGGAGGAAGAAAUAUUAAAAUUAGUGGCGAUGAAGACUCACCAUUCUCUUCCCCAACUUAUAAAAUGAUGGAAUCACCUUUCCAAUCAACCGCCCCAAAUAAUAACAAUAACAAUAAUAAUAAUAACAAAAUAAACUCUUCACCAUUAUUCCCAGGUGUUAAAAGUCCAUUUAAAAACAAUGAACACAGAGAAAGAGAUUAUAAUUAUGAAAUUGAUUCAUUUUUUAGAACAAAUAAUAAUUCCAAUAAUAAUUUAUCAAAUAUUUUAAAUAAUAAUAAUAACAAUAAUAAUAAAUAA
Molecule: messenger RNA, 660 nt
Organism: Dictyostelium purpureum
Lineage: Eukaryota; Evosea; Eumycetozoa; Dictyosteliales; Dictyosteliaceae
Exons: 2
Coding region: 1-660 (219 amino acids)
Source: RefSeq, a predicted model, not a curated record